Messenger RNA from Labrus mixtus (cuckoo wrasse), 3172 nucleotides. RefSeq names its product X-ray repair complementing defective repair in Chinese hamster cells 1 (gene xrcc1). The transcript has 18 exons. Gene Ontology annotation, molecular function: damaged DNA binding. Gene Ontology annotation, cellular component: nucleus. The record is from RefSeq and is a predicted model, not a curated record. Gene Ontology annotation, biological process: double-strand break repair via nonhomologous end joining; single strand break repair; base-excision repair. Bases 421 to 2298 code for a protein of 625 amino acids. Lineage: Eukaryota; Metazoa; Chordata; Actinopteri; Labriformes; Labridae.
GUCAAAGUGUGCGAUUACUCAUCACGCUUUUGGUGGGAAUAUGAGUUCGCCACCACGCACAUUUACCUUAAAAUAAAAACACAUAUUGUGUGUUUUCUGAUAUUUAAUGAAAUGCAAACUAAACGACUGUUAUUCGUGUGCAUAAUAAAUCCAACAGUGUGUGCGUAGCGGCUCUUGAGGUGUUAAAAUCAUCCGGCAAACCAGGAAAAAGUUGCCUAUUGUUAGCUAGCAUGCUAACCCUUUAGCCAGCGCUAAUUCUGACGUUGCAACGAAGUCUAUUUAUCUCACUUUUCAACGCUCUGUUUACUGUGUCUAAACGGGACGUGUCCUUUGUUAGUGUAUUGUUAACUGGUUAAGUUAGCGUUAAGAGGAAAGACAAGCGCCUGUCUUGUUUAUCUUAACAACAACAACAACAACAACAUGCCAGAAAUCAAACUCAAGCACGUCGUUUCUUGCAGCACCGAAGACACCACUCACAAGGCAGACAACCUGCUGAGCUCCGACACCUACAGAAAGUGGAAAGCAGCGAGACCUGGGGAGAAGCAGACCUCAGUCAUUCUGCAGUUCGAGAAGGAGGAGCAGGUGCACAGCAUUGAUAUCGGGAAUGAAGGUUCAGCUUUCAUCGAGGUGUUGGUGGGGAACUCUUCAGCUACCAGAGACCAGGACUAUGAGGUCCUUUUGGUUACGUCUUCCUUCAUGUCUCCCACGGAGAGCCGUAACGGCACCAACAUGAACCGGGUACGUUUCUUUGGACCCGCCCAGCUGCAGAAGAGUUCAGCACAGGAGAAGUGGGACACAGUGAAAAUUGUGUGUAGCCAGCCGUACAGCAAGCACAUCGCAUAUGGACUGGCCUUUAUUAAGUUUCAGUCUCCGCCUGACAAAAAUGAACCUCCAACAUCUUCACCGAAACUGACAAAGCUGGGACAGUUCAGGGUGAAGGAUGAGUCUCCUUCAUCAGGGCCCAGCCUUCAGCCUGGCAGCCUCUUCUUCAGUCGGGAUAAUUCAGCAAAGUCCAGUUCUUCGCCUAAAGUGUCUCCUCCGAGUCAGAAGUUGAGUUACGCCGCUGCUGCCCUGCAGGCGGGUGGCAGCUCCCACACAUCAGGACAAGCUUCCUCCUCCAGCUCUGCCUCACCACAGCAGACAGUGAAAAGAAAGUUUGAGUUCAGCAAAGAGAGACAGUCUUCCUCUGUUCCUCCACCCUCCAAGAAAAUCAGCCCGGCUGGCUCACCUGAGAGCAAAGCUGCGACCCCCAAACAAAAACCGAGUCAAGCCAGCACACCGAGCGCCAGCACUGCCAAAGCUUCCCCGGCACAGAAAUCUGCAGAGAAGAAGCGAGAGGGCCAGCCCAAACCCGAACCUAAACCCAAACAACAGAAAGUACAAUCCCAGAGCUCACCGCAAGUCCCAUUCAAGCGGACAAUGGAGGGGGUGGUGUUUGUCCUCAGCGGCUUCCAAAACCCCUUCAGAGGGGAGCUGAGGGAUAAGGCUCUGGAAAUGGGAGCCAAAUACAGACCCGACUGGACACCUGACGCCACACAUCUCAUCUGUGCCUUUGCAAACACCCCCAAGUACAGCCAAGUGAAAUCAGCAGGGGGCAUCAUCGUACGGAAGGAAUGGGUGAUGGACUGCCACAAGAGGAAACAGAAUAUCUCCUUUAAACGGUAUUUGAUGGAUGGUGCCGAGUCGAGCUCGGAGAGUGAAAUGGAAGUGGACGAAGAAAGUGAAGAGGAAGUGAACACAAAGACUCCUCAGAAGCAGGAGAGAAAAGUGACGGCCAAAAAGACCCCAGAAAAGAGGGAUGAAGAUGAGUACGGGGGCUCCACUGACCUUGAUGAAUCAGGAGGGGAUGAUGAUGGAUCGGCCGUGGACACAGAGGACGAGCUUCGGAGGGUGGAGAACGAGAGCAGACAGAAGAAAGCAGCAGUGGGAAAGACGGUGAAAGAGGAGGAUCCAUACGGGGGGUCGACUGAUGAAAACACAGACGCUGAGGCUGAACAGGAUCAUCCCAUCCCAGAGCUCCCAGACUUCCUGAGUGGAAAGCACUUUUUCCUCUACGGCAAAUUCCCAAACAACGAGAGGCGUCUUCUGUUAAGAUACAUCGUAGCCUUUAACGGAGCGAUUGAGGACUACAUGACGGAGAAGGUGCAGUUUGUGGUUACCAGUGAGGGCUGGCACGACUCCUUUGAAGAUGCCCUGAUGGACAACAGCAAUCUGAACUUUGUCAAACCUUCCUGGAUUUACGCAAUCAACGAACGGCAAAAGAUGCUGCCCUACCAACCCUACACUGUUGUCCCCUGAAUACAACGAUGUAAUGUACACAAAGGUGUGUGUGCACAGACACUUCACAGGGGGAAGCCAUAGACAAACUGAAUUCUUUUCACAAACAAAAAAGCAAUAAACUGUUUCUUAUUAAUGAUGCUUUAUACUCGCUAUUCAUGAAAUGUCUUCUUCCUCAGAUGUUUUCACAACAGAUGUUUCUACCUUUUGACCAAGUAGGGAACUGUUUGAAAGGUGUCUGUCGAGGUUAAUGUUAGGAUUAAGUUUAGAUUUGUAAUUAGCUUUCAGUUAAACGGUUCUUCUUCUACCUUGGCCUCAGAGUACCAACCUUAUUGCCACUGUGCUGCAUGGACAUUUAAAGGACAAAGUACACUCUCUCUGAUUCAGGACUUGUUUGAAUGUCUGUGUUCCUGAGCUGCACUUUGCUGCUGCUGCGGCGGCUCACCUCGGCUACCUCAGGCUCCGUCUGAAGAAGACUUAUCACCCGGCCCUGAAUGCCAGCGGCGCUGAUAAGACCGUGACUGGUGUAAGCCAGCAGACCAUUUUUGAGACCAGCCUGACGUCAGGUGAAAAAGUGCCAUUUGUUUAAAAACGCAGCUAAUAAAUGCAAACGUUUUAAAAAUGAAUUAUUGGGGAUUGUGUUUGUAUUUUACUAAAUGUCAUAAGUGGUUGUGAUUUCUGUGGGUUGUUACAAGUUUAAUUUCACUUUCUUAUUUGCUUUUAUUGAUGUGUUUUGGUGUUAAAAAUGACAUGAAAUGGACUCACCUGACCUUUUCAUGCUUCAUUGGACACACGGCAGUGUGGACUCUGGCUUGUUUACGUCUUCAUCUUAAAAAAUGUUUUUGUUCUGAUUCUACUUAAUUAUUUUGUCUAAAUAAAUAAAAAAAGGUUUUUU